Molecule: messenger RNA, 5389 nt
Organism: Mytilus californianus (California mussel)
Lineage: Eukaryota; Metazoa; Mollusca; Bivalvia; Mytilida; Mytilidae
Product: polyamine-transporting ATPase 13A3-like
Exons: 30
Coding region: 109-3933 (1274 amino acids)
Biological process (GO): polyamine transmembrane transport; intracellular calcium ion homeostasis
Cellular component (GO): membrane
Molecular function (GO): P-type ion transporter activity; ATP binding; ATPase-coupled monoatomic cation transmembrane transporter activity
Source: RefSeq, a predicted model, not a curated record
GCGAAAAAAAGGUAAAAGUUUGGUUUGACAUGUAAUGAACAUCUAUAAGUUAUUUAAAUCCAUGUCGAUCAACUGUUGAUGGGAAAUAUUAGAUGAGUAAAGAACGAAAUGGGCAAACCAGCUAAAAUAAAGGCAGGAAGAGUUGGACCACCACCAUUAAAAGAUGGCAUCUUAUAUGUUAAUGCAUAUCAAGAAGAUCAAAUGGAAAUUUACGGGUAUGCUAAGAACAAAGGUAAAGAAAUCUGCAUGUGGAUUCUAUACUUCUUGACAGUAGGUUUACUACGGUUAUUUUUCUUCUGGUACCCAUAUCUGAUGAUAGCAGCCACACAUGAGGAAAGUUCUUUAAAACAUGCAGUAGUUGUUGUGCUCAAGGACCAGUAUAAUCAAUGGUUUGUGGCCAAAGUUAAAUUUAAAGAGAGGAAUGGAAGGGAUGUCCAAAACCCAGAGAUCGGAAAGGAGAACAAAGUAGAAGUUAUAUCUUAUAAGAAAGGACAUUUACCAAAUACACCACUUAAACAGGGAGAUGUAGUAAGGGAACAGAGUCUUAUUAGAUUUUUUAUAACAAAGAAAGUGAAGUAUGUGUGGAACACAAGUUCUCAGGAAUUUGAGAAGGCAAAAGGAUUAGACCAUUCGACAAGAUGCUCAUACUUCCAUGAAGCUUCAGGACUUAGUCAUUUAGAACAGUCUCAAAGGAGAAAUGUAUAUGGCAGUAAUUCUAUUCAGAUCCAUGUGACACCAAUAAUCACAUUACUAUUCAAAGAGGUGUUAUCUCCAUUCUACAUAUUCCAGUUAUUUAGUUGUUCUCUGUGGUAUGCUGAUGAAUACUAUUAUUAUGCUUCCGCUAUCGUCCUAAUGUCAGUCAUAUCUAUAACAGUCACUAUUGUACAGACUAGGCAGAUGCAAAGAGCUUUGCGAAAUACGAUUGAUUCCUCCAGUAUAGUUACUGUUUGUAGAGGUGGUGAUGAAUACAUUGAAAUAUCGUCUGAAGAUUUAGUCCCAGGUGAUGUGAUAGAAAUACCAAGAAAUGGGUGUAUCAUGCAGUGUGAUGCUGUAUUAGUGGCAGGCAAUUGUAUUGUCAAUGAAAGUAUGCUGACCGGUGAAAGUGUACCAGUAACAAAGACCCCAUUACCUAAUCCUAAAAUGUCUAAAUCUCAGGAUGAUAUUUUUUUCAACAUUAAGGAACAUUCUCGUCAUGUUUUGUUUUGUGGCACUCAUAUCAUUCAGACCCGUUAUUAUGGAACCCACAAAGUUAGAGCUGUUGUCUUGAGAACAGGUUUUACAACAGCUAAAGGAGAACUUGUCAGAUCCAUCAUGUAUCCGAAGCCAGUAGACUUCAAGUUUAACAGAGAUACAUACAUAUUUGUUGGAGCUCUGGCAGCCAUUGCUGGUAUAGGAUUUAUCUAUACAAUUGUAUUGAUGGUGCAAGCAGGAGAACAUCCAUCAGACAUUGUAAUUCGUGCCCUUGACCUGAUAACAAUAGCAGUGCCACCUGCCUUGCCAGCAGCACUCACUAUUGGAAUUGUGUUUGCCCAGUACAGAUUGAAGAAACAACUUGUAUACUGCAUUAGCCCUAGAAGUAUCAAUGUCAGUGGCAGUAUCAAUGCUUUCUGUUUUGACAAGACUGGUACCCUCACAGAAGAUGGCUUGGAUAUGCAUAGUGUUGUUCCUGUGGAAAAUGACAAUUUGAACAAGGAGUACACUGACUUGAGUAAAGUUGACAAUGACAGUUUUAUAUCUGCAAUGGCAACUUGCCAUUCUUUAACUCUGAUAGAGGGUGUUCUAAGUGGUGACCCAUUAGAUCUUAUCAUGUUUGAAGCUACAGGAUGGGAACUUAUUGAGGAAGGAGAAGACUCGUCCAAGUUUGACAUGAUUGCACCAACCAUCGUCAGGCCAAAAUCUGAUGAAUCAAGAUCUUUUGACCAACACUUUAAGCCAUUACAGAAGGAGAUUGGAAUUAUACGUCAGUUUACAUUUUCCUCCAGUCUACAAAGAAUGUCUGUGAUUGUGAGAAUGUUAGGAUCACAACAUUUUGAUCUGUUUGCAAAGGGAGCUCCAGAAAAAAUAAUUCAACUGUCUAAACCCGAAACAGUUCCUAAUGACUACCAUGACAAGUUGAUGAAGUAUACACAGCAUGGGUACAGAGUUCUUGCCCUUGCUUGGAGACAGUUGCCAGCUAAGCUUAAAUAUACUAAAAUUCAAAGAAUUCAAAGGGAACAAGUUGAGAAGGGAUUAACCUUUCUUGGAUUUUUGGUAACCGAAAAUCGGGUAAAACCUGAAACUACACCUGUCAUAACACAGCUAAGGCAGGCCAACAUUAGAACUGUUAUGGUUACAGGAGACAACAUGUUAACAGCUUUAAGUGUUGCUAGGGAGAUUGGUAUGGUUCCACCUAAAGAGAGGAUUGUGUUAGUUCAAGGCUAUCCAGAAUCAGGCAAAACUGAUGCUUAUUUGGAGUUUGUUUAUGCAGAGGAAUACAAACAGGAGUCCACUAAAACAGGAUCUUCUUCUAUAGAGGAAGUUACAGUAGACAUUUUACCAAGGGAUGAUGGAAAUACUUUCCAUUUUGCUAUUGAUGGCCGUUCUUGGUCAGUUGUAAGGACACACUUUGAUGAUCUGCUUCAAAAGUUAUGUGUACGGGGAACAGUAUUUGCUAGAUUUUCUCCAGAACAAAAGGGACAGUUAAUAGAGACAUUACAAGAAUUAGGUUACUUUGUUGGGAUGUGUGGAGAUGGAGCCAAUGAUUGUGGGGCCCUGAAGACAGCACAUGCAGGGAUAUCUCUUUCUGAGGCAGAGGCAUCAGUUGCCUCUCCAUUUACCUCUAAAAAACCAAAUAUAGAAUGUGUUCCUACACUUAUCAGGGAAGGUCGAGCAGCUUUAACAACAUCAUCUGGGAUCUUUAAGUAUAUGGCUAUGUACAGUUUAACACAGUUUCUGACAGUUUGUAUAUUGUACUGGAUCUCUAACAACUUGACAGAUUUUGAAUUCCUAUAUAUAGAUCUGUUUAUACUUACCACGCUUAGUAUAUCAUUUGGAGCCACUGGAGCCUAUGGGAAAUUACAUCCAGAACCUCCACUGAUAAACCUUUUCAGUAUUGGACCAAUCCUGACUCUAAUUUUACAGACAGUGAUACAGGCCGCAGCUCAGGUUUUUGUCUACCUCAAUGUUCAGAAACAACCAUGGUUUACACCAUUUGUUGACAAUGAAGACGAUGCUUAUGAAAGUUACGAGAAUGCUUCUGUAUUUCUGAUAUCAUCAUACCAAUACAUUAUACUAGCUAUUGUCUUUUCGAAGGGAAGGCCAUACAGAAAUACUAUUUUCUCCAAUUAUUUUUUCCUUGUUAAUAUAGUGUUUUGUUUGGCCUGUACAGUAUGGCUACACAUAGAACCACUAGAAUUCUUUAGAGAGUUUAUGGAGUUGGCAGAUAUACCUUCUAUGGAGUAUAAACUAAUUUAUCUGGGAAUUGUUGCAAUCAACUUUGUUCUUUCGUUUUUAGUUGAAUCAUAUUUCUGUGACAGCUACUUAAUCAGCAGAAAAUUACAAGAAAAAAUCAAAGAGAAUUUCUUCAAUAGCCAAUUUAAAUACAAGGCAUUGGAAGAGGAGAUUUCUCAGUUGCCUCACUGGCCACCUGUUUCUUCCACAACGGAUCUUGUUGAAGUUUUCCAACGCAUGGACAGUGCAGCAUCGGUAGACAUUGAUCGUACUAGUUUAAUGAGCAGUCUGGCAGACUCUGCAAGUGAGACUGGGUCACUCAGAAUCAAAAAUAUGGAAAGCACAGCAACACUUGACACCCAGGCAAGCAUGACCACACUCGACACACAGAUCUCUACUGUGGAUGACGAAGCACAGCUCAUUGAGGAUGGGGUAGAUAAUGCUGGAUUUGAGGAAGAUCAACCUGAUAUUGGCUCACAUUCUACAACUACCACAAAUUUAUAAUGAAUUCUUUUUGUGUGUAAUUAUACGCGUACAUUAUUUAAAUGGUUAAUUCCUGGUAUCCUUUUUAUAUAUUAUUUAAAGUUUUUAUAGAAACAAUUAUAUUGUAAUAAAAUGCUUUUAGGCAUAUCUAGAGAAAAAAUCAAGAAUGUCAUAAAGCUUGAAAAAGUGAAAAUAAAAAAAACAAUAUAAUGUUCUUUUUAUUAAAUUUCAUAUUAAUUUAUAAGGUAUUAAAGUAUAAAGUUCGCUUGGUGUGUAAUGCUGUAUAUGUAGGUGCAUUAAGCAUUUCACUAUAUGCAUUUUAAUCUUGAAAUACAAUAACCUUGGGGCAUUAAGAUAUAUAUUAUGUCUCCUAGAUGUUUUUGUAGGUUAAAUUUGGUUCAGGCUGGCUUUUUACAUCGCGAUGACCGUGUACUGCUAUCGCCUAGAUUUCCAUUACGUAACUUUCGUUUUGGGUUUGUAACAGAUCUAUAAACAUGAUAAAUACGCGGAUAUUAACGAGUGCAAAAUAACAUUUCUUAUCGUUUGUUACAAAUACAUUUCUUCAUUCAAUGAAUACUGAUAACAAUAUUUUUGUUUAGAACAUAAAUUAAUAAUUUGAAAAUGUUUUGUCGUUAGAUGUAUAUAUAUAAGUAAAAAAUUUUGAUAUGGUGAAGCAUGCGGAAGAAUAUCUAAAGAACAUUUUGCGACAAUCCCGGCAAGGACCAGUAACUCUGCAUGGAAGAUUGUUUUGCGAGAAAAUAUGAAUGCCUACUCAUAUUCAAUCUUUUAGAAAAAUCGAAUUUUUACAGAAGAGUGUCCACCAUGUACUUGCACUGCUCUCUUAAUAGAAUAGUAGAAUAGAAUGAUAUACAAAUGGAUGAAAAAUAUAAUAAUAUAAUAUAUAACAACAAAUCAGUGUAUACUGAUUUGUAUCACUACAAUAUAAUAGUUAUUACGGUGAUGUUGAAUUUCCUGUCAUUUAUUCAUCAUCCACGCACGAACUUGUCUCAGAAAGAAACGAUCUCUGUACAUUAACCUCAGGUUUAGGUACAGAGAUUUUUUUCUGUGACAAGUGCUUUUGACAAACCACAAAAACUUGCUGUCAUCCGAUGUUCAGUACUUUGAUUAUCUAUUAAAUUUGCUAGUUCCCAAAAUAAUAUAUGACAACUGCAUAUAUAUAAUAUAACAAUGUAUGUAUUAUUCACUAUUGCAUAAAUAAUUAUCAUGAAAUUAAUAAACUUGAUUUUUGUCUAAAUUUAAGUUUCCGUGGAGAGGUGUGUGCAGGCUAUGCAUUAGAAACUGUUUAACACCAUUUGAUGCUUAUUAUCUAGAAGAGAAAAUACAUGACAUUGAGUAGAAACAAUGUCAAUUUCUGCAUGCAUCAUAAUUUUUUUUCUAAACACUGAUUUUUUUUAUUUCUCUAAACAUCAUCAGUAUUAUUGUGCACUAUAUUUUGAUAUGGUUAAUAGAAAUGUGA